GAUGCAGCUUGGUAAAUGCCCCCAAGUGGCUUGAAUUUCUGGCCUCAAUAAAAUCAAGAUCAAAAGAAAUGCAAGGAUGCCUGUCCUAGAAAAACACACCCAGAAGAUAGAGAAAAAUGCAUGCAGCAAAGAUGAGACUACAUUGCCCAAGCUUCCUGUCCCUCCACUGCACCAGACCCUACACAUGUACCUACAGUGCAAUAAACACUUGAUGCCAGAGGGGCAAUUUAGGAAGACUGAGGCCAUAGUGGAACAAUUUGGAGGUGCAGAAGGCUUAGGAGAAUUGUUACAGCAAAAACUUCUAGAAAGAAGAGAGAAGUCUGGAAACUGGGUGUUGGACUACUGGUUGGAUGACAUGUAUCUUAACAAUCGAUUGGCUCUCCCAGUAAAUUCCAGUCCAGCAAUGAUCUUUUCUCAUCAGUAUUUCAAGGAUGUAAAUGACCAACUAAGGUUUGCAGCCAAUCUCAUUUCAGGAGUGCUUGAUUAUAAAGCUUUAUUGGAUUCCCAUGCUUUACCUGUUGAUUUUGCUCGUGGACAACUGUCUGGUCAGCCUCUCUGUAUGAAGCAAUACUAUGGACUCUUUUCUUCCUAUCGUCUUCCAGGACAUACCAAAGACACUCUUGUGGCCCAGAAAAGUAGUGUAAUGCCAGAACCAGAGCACAUCAUUGUUGCUUGUAACAAUCAGUUCUUUGUUUUGGAUGUUGUCAUUAAUUUCCGCCGUCUUAGUGAGGGAGAUCUGUUCACUCAGUUACGAAAGAUAGUAAAAAUGGCAGAGAAUGAAGAAGAGAGGCUGCCUCCUAUUGGUCUACUGACAACAGAUGGAAGAACAGAAUGGGCAGAAGCCAGGACAAUCCUAAUGAAAGACUCUACCAAUCGAGAUUCUCUUGACAUGAUUGAACGCUGUAUGUGCCUGGUAUGCCUGGACAGCCCAAGUGGGAUAGAAAUCAAUGACACAAACAUGGCUUUGCAACUCCUACAUGGGGGAGGCGAUGAUAAAAAUGGUGCCAAUCGCUGGUAUGACAAACCCAUGCAGUUUGUAGUGGGAAGAGAUGGAGUGUGUGGUACAGUGUGUGAACACUCUCCUUUUGAUGGGAUCGUCCUGGUACAAUGCACCGAACAUUUGCUCAAGCACAUGAAGGAAAGCUGUAAGAAGUUAGUCAGAGCUGAUUCUGUAAGUGAGCUUCCUGCUCCAAGGCGAUUACGAUGGAAGUGUUCUCCAGAAGUUCAGGGACACCUAUCUUCAGCAGCAGAAAAACUUCAAAGGAUAGUAAAGAAUCUAGAUUUUAUUGCUUAUAACUUUGAAUACUAUGGAAAAGAGUUUAUCAAGAAACAAAAGAUUAGCCCAGAUGCCUACAUUCAAGUAGCACUUCAACUAGCCUUUUACAGAUGCCACGGGAGACUUGUUCCCACCUAUGAAAGUGCUUCUAUAAGGCGAUUUGAAGAGGGGAGAGUUGACAAUAUUAGGUCUGCUACUUCAGAAGCUUUAGCUUUUGUAAAAGCAAUGAUUGAAGAAAAGUCUUCUCUAUCGGAUUCUGAGAAGAUGCAGCGAUUUAAAGAUGCAAUCACAGCUCAAACUAAUUACACUAUUUUGGCUAUUACUGGAAUGGCAAUAGACAAUCACUUGUUAGGGCUAAGAGAGAUGGCACGGGAACACUUCAAGGAACUGCCAGAGAUAUUUAUAGAUGAGACAUAUUUGACAAGCAAUCGAUUUAUCCUUUCAACCAGCCAGGUUCCAACUACAAUGGAAAUGUUCUGCUGUUAUGGGCCCGUAGUUUCCAAUGGUUAUGGUGCAUGUUAUAACCCACAGCCAGAGCAUAUAUUAUUCUGCAUCUCAAGUUUUAAAGGCUGUAAAGAGACCUCCUCAGUCACAUUUGCUAAAGCUGUGGAAGAAAGUCUCAUUGAAAUAAGAGAUCUGUGCAACAAGUGCAACUCUGCUGUAGCAAAACCACUGGCUAAACAAGAAACUGCUGCAAAAUGUCAUAAUGACCAUAAGCUCUAACCGUCCAUGUGACCUGAACUGUUUUCUUUCCCCUGCCCUGCAAUUAUUUUUGAAGCUAUUACCAGAAACAUUUCAUUGUAGAAGAAAAACAUGUUUUAUUUUGGGUAUGGAUGCUGCCAACAUUUAUCUAGAAAAUAAGCUAGAAAAGCACUGAAGUUUCCAGUUUUUGCCCAAUAAUCAGCAAUAAGGUUUGGUUUGAUUAGCUUAACAGAAGAUGACAAUGAUAUGGGUACAUGCUAGACCAUCACUUCUUUUCUAUCAAAUAUCUAAUGAGUUUAACUGUUUUAGUGUGGGACAUGAAUUAAGCAUCAAAAGUGUGACACCAAGACAGUCUGAAGGGUAGUAUUUCUUAGCAAAUCUAACAGAUUCAUGCAUAGUCUUGCAGGUUUUGCAUAUAAGCGAAAACAAGUUCCCAUAUGUUUUUUCACCACUGAGUGCUACAUGCAAUGUGCUAUAAAGUGAGUGCUGUUAAAUCUUUAAAAUUUUGCUUUUGCUAAGUACUUAACAUUACCAUAGUAUUUUCUAUGUACAGGGAAUAUCAUUAGCCGUGGUAAUGUUGCCUGUUUCCACAAGCAAAAUUGUAUGGUUUUUUUGAAUGGUGACUGAUGUUUAGUUUUAUAAACACCCACAAAUUGGAAGUAAAUUCUGACAGAUGCCUUGAAAGAUGAUAAUAUUGCCUAAGUUCCUGUUCAUAAAUGUUGCAAAAGCAUUAUUAACCUGUAUUUAAACCCAAGUACUGCAUCAUCAAACAACUGUUCCUAGUAAAAGCCAAAAUAGUAACUGACAUUUGAAUUGAGGAGUUCUACACUGAUAGCAGAAUAUCUUUUGCCCUAAAUUAAUUUACUUCAUUAUAUCCUUCUAUAACUAAGUGACAUUCAGCCCUUUGUGCCCAGCAUAAGGCCUGCAUAUCUCUUAUUUCCACAUUUUUCUCUACACAGGAAUGAUUCACUGUGACUAGCAAGAGUCAUAUACAAAUUUAAGAAAUUAGAGUGCUGCAAAAAAAGCAAACAUUUAGAGUUGCUGUGCAAGAUGAGGUAGUCCCCAUUAUAUGAACUACAGACAUGCUCAAAGUUUGAGAGUACGUAUCAGUCAUUGCAGCUUCUGAUCAUCCCAUUUGUUUUCUUUUCUUAUUUACCAUUAAGGUUACCAUAUUUCCAGUUCCAAAAAAGAGGCCACCUGUUGAGGGGACACCUCACUCCCAACCCACAGCCCCCUGGGGCCCUGCCAGCACCUCUGACUCCCAAACAGCAGCCCUCCGUCCCUGCUGCUGCCCCUCACUCCCAAACCAGCCACAGACCCCUGGUCCUACCAGUGCCCUCACUCCUAACCCACAAUUCCCUGUCCCUCCAGGCCAUGCUGAUGCCCCUCACUCCUGAUGCACAGCCCCCUGCUCCCUGCAACCCUGGGAAGCUGCCCCCUUCCCAACCAGGCCAGAGCAGGGUGAUUCUGAUUCAUGUGGGUGGCAGGAGGAGGGAAGAGGAGGGGAAGCCUGUGACACCCCCUGCCCUGGGGUGGGUCUCUCACACUAUGCCAGGCGGCCUGGCCAUGCCCUUCCCUCCCACCUGGGCAGCGUCUCCUGGUACCCUCUGCAAGCUUGGGUACCAGCCCAGGUGCUGCAAGCCCAAACACAGAGCUCCCCACUUCCCCGGCUGGCUGAAUGGGCAGGCACAUCCCCUCCUCCCUCCUGCAACCCCAGUGCUGCCAGGCUCUGCCCCCCCCCCCAAAUCCCUCUACACACCCCCACCACACACACCUCUCAGGCAGCCCCCAUACCCCAGCUCUCCAACCCCUGCCCCCCACAGACUUUCUAUCAAUUUGGCUUGACAGCAGCCAUACUGAUCCCUGUUUGCUUUUCUUCCCACCUUCCUUCUAAGUUUCAUUAUCCUUCUUUCUGACUGAAAGAUACAGCUGUGUCUGGAAAAGUUCGAUCCUGAAUGUUAGGACCUAAUCCAGCUCCCAUAGGAGUCAAUUGCACAGCACAGGUGUAAUUAGGCAGCAGGGUCAUUUUCCAGGUUUUGCUUAGUUCAGAGGUUGGCAGUGGUAAGUGUAUAGACAUUCUUGGGCUUUUUUGCAGAAAAAAAAUGGCUCUUCUGUAAGUUACACUGGUUAUCAGUGAAGAAGAUCUAUCUCUUGGGCUGCACAUGCAGCAAUUCAAAACCUGGCAGGCAGCUAUUGAUAGCCUGCCCCCUUACCAGGCAGGGCAGAGGACAGGCUGUCAGGUAAUAGGCUCCUCUAAGGGCAAGGAUGGCUCAGGAAGAAGCUCUUUAGUGUCCCUUGGCUGGAGAGCUCACCUGUGUACUCGACCAGUAGAAAUGAACCUCCACAUGCAGCCAAUAGCUUGAUAUUCAGACCAGAUAAAAAUUACCACAUAAUAGUCCUUUACUUCAAGUCACAGACAGAAUAAAAUAAAUAGCAAAAGAGUUCAUCACUUGCCUACUGAUGCAAGGUAACAGGUGUUUUUCAAUUUUUUCUUACUGUUAAUUGACAAAUUGCAAAAUAUGUAGUCAGGAUUCUUUCAGUUGACAGAAAUCACAACUACCAAUCCUUGCUGAUUAAAGAUCAUUAUUGUAGGUCUAAAUGUUUUUACUGACGAUUUGUUUUUAACAUCACAAGUUUGUAAAGUGCCAUUUUGACAUGCUGAAUGAACUUGGUCCUUGCGUGGCAGGGCACUUACCCUUAUCUACACACAUGCUUAGUUACUGAAGUGCUGAGUACCUUGCGAUGCACAAGAAAUGCAGAAUCAGCCCAGAUGUGGUUGAAUUUGAGAUUAUACUCAAUAUAAACAAGAGGAAUAAAAUCAGAGCAAAUAUAACACAAUAUUUCAAUUAUCAGUUCCAAAAUAUAUUUUCUGUCCAGCCUCUCAGUUAACAGAAUCAUGUAUCUCCAUGUUAAAUUAUGCUUUGUUGCGAUGCAAUAUUUUAAGGAUUUCAGGAAAUAGUAGUUUCUGAUGCUUAAAAAAAUUGUUAGAGACUCAUAGAAUAACGUCUUGUUCCGCAGCUUUGAAAUAUAUAAUCUCAGCAUAUGCGUAUAUCCGAAGUGAACAUAAAUCUAUUAAAUAUCAUUUACCUACAAAGCUCUGGAAUUGAUUGCUUGCAUUUUGAGAAUUGUCAUUGGCAAAAUUAAUAGAAUUACAUGAAUAUAGUAAGAAGCAAGGAUUUACUGCAAAUAUAUUGAAAUCCAUGUAUUCACUGGAAGAUGUAAAGUUUAACACAGUAUGGACAUAUAAAUAACACACACAUACAAACAGUCAUAAGGAGCUGUUUUAUUUUACACACACACACACACACAGCUGAGCCCAAAAGCUUGUAGGAAGGCAUAUCUUAUUUAAAUGAAAAAUACUCAUGAAUCUCAGUAUCCAAAAUGGACAGAACUGAAAGAAGUCUUAUUUCAGCAUGGUGAUGCAUACUGAUGAUAUAUAUGGCUGGCCUUUGACAGCACUGACAGAAAAAAGUACAAGAAGACACAACUGAAUCCUUUAUGGUGUGUUAUUAGAAUAUAAAGUGAAUAUUUUAGUGAUAUGUUUAUUUUUUUAAAACAAUAGAGAUUUAUGGCAAAUGAAAAUGUAUAUAUCUUGUGUCCCAAUUCUGCUUUAGUUGUAGUUUAUGCUGUAAGGAAACAGAACUGAAUCUCUCUAGGCUGCUACAUAAUUGAACUGUGCACGGGCAUUAUAAUGCCAGAAUAUUUCAAGAGAAAUCCAUGACCAAUAAAAAGCAUU
Alligator mississippiensis (American alligator) is the source of this 5714-nucleotide messenger RNA. It is a transcript of the gene CHAT, whose product is annotated as choline O-acetyltransferase. The coding region runs from base 77 to 1999 and encodes 640 amino acids. Lineage: Eukaryota; Metazoa; Chordata; Crocodylia; Alligatoridae. Gene Ontology annotation, cellular component: cytoplasm; neuron projection. The record is from RefSeq and is a predicted model, not a curated record. Gene Ontology annotation, molecular function: choline O-acetyltransferase activity. The transcript has 14 exons. Gene Ontology annotation, biological process: acetylcholine biosynthetic process; neuromuscular synaptic transmission.